This is a messenger RNA of Trichosporon asahii var. asahii CBS 2479, 1158 nucleotides long. Its product is annotated as taurine catabolism dioxygenase TauD. Lineage: Eukaryota; Fungi; Basidiomycota; Tremellomycetes; Trichosporonales; Trichosporonaceae. Gene Ontology annotation, molecular function: oxidoreductase activity. The record is from RefSeq and is a predicted model, not a curated record. Bases 1 to 1158 code for a protein of 385 amino acids. The transcript has a single exon.
AUGGCAGCCGUCGCAACCGCACCCGACACGCCUCUGGGCACCCUCCCGACUGAAGCAGCGGCAUACUUCGAGCCGUUCGCGCUGCCAGCUUCGAACCAGCGCCAACUCAGUGCUCCGCAUGCGCCUGGAUCUGUUGCUCCUCUUGCGCUCCGCCCCAGCAAGGAGAUUACCCUUGACGAGGCCGUCUCGACGAUCAGCAACCUGCAGAAGACAGGCGUCUUGACGUCCUUGCUGUCGCAGCACGGCGCCCUGCUCUUUCGCGGUGUGCCAGUGCGCAACCCCGCCGACUUCUCCCGCUUCGCGCACGCGUUCGGUUAUGCUCCGCACGAGAUCAUUGGCCUUGUGGUCGAGCGUGGUGAGCUCGCGCCGAACGUGUCGCCGGCGAACGAGAGCUCGAAGGAGACAUUGAUCUUCAACCACAAUGAGUCGCCGCAGGUGCCGCACGCGCCCGAGUACAUCUUCUUCUACGGGCACCGCGCGCCCAAGGAGGGUGGUGAGACGCCCGUCUCUUCGUCGCUUGAGCUCUUCCGCCGUGCUCAGGAAGAGAUUCCCGAAUUCAUCGAACAGCUUGGAAAGCGUGGUGUCCGGUCCAGCGUCACGUACAAGCGCGGCCGCCAGUACGCGGGCGGCACAACGAUGCAGCAGGCGUUUGGCAAGGAAUGGGCCGAGGAUGAUGACGAGGAGACAAAGCGGCGCAAAGUAGAAGACCAGAUCCGCCGCUACGGGCGUGGAGAGGAUACGACGUGGGAGUGGACCGAUGACGGAGGCGUGAUCGUCACGCACAUCCUCCCCGCCAUCCGCACUCAGCCCGGCACUGGCCUCCCCGUUCUAUUCACUGGUUUGGCAGCUUACUAUCGCAACCUCGUUGUCAACGGGAAGCAGCGCUAUGGCGUGUCGCAGACGUAUGGCGAUGGUGAGCCCAUUCCCGAGGAGUACAUCAAGCGCCUCGCCGAAAUCACGGACGAGAUCACCGUCCUGCACAAGUGGCAGGAGGGUGACCUUCUCGUGUACGACAACGUUAUUACACAGCACGGACGCCACCCAUGGAAGGGCGAGCAAAGCGAUCGUGUCGUGUACGCCUCCCUUUUCGAUGGCGAGGCCCCUGGUGCCUAUGGUCCGCAGUCGUGGGCGAAGAGCGUUAAGGCUCUUGACGGUUGA